AUGGUACGCGCUUCCACAGCUUGUCUCCCGGCCACAACAUCUCUACUAAACCAUCAUCACCAGGUCCUCUUUAAACGUAAACCCGUCCGCUUCCUGCCGGCGGUGGAUAUUGAGGAUGAGAACGUUGAGGUCUGGCAUAUUCCUCAAACGGGAGAGGUCUUUACUUCGUACGAGGAUUAUCUCGACCGCAUGGAUUUCUACAAACAGCGUCGCUUCAAUGAUCAAAUCACUGGUCACUCAGGUUUGACCUUUUUUGAAGCUUUGAAAAGCGAGCUCGCAGGUGGCAAAGAGGUUGAAGCUUCGUUUCCCGAAGCCUUGAAAGGUCCUAUACUGCGUAAGGUGCAGUUUCAGAUUGUUUCACGGCUCGAUAACCUCGUUGACCAAAUUUACGACGAGUUCAAGCAUGACUAUUACCCUGGUGAAGAAGUCACAGUCACCAUGAAAGGAGGCGAUCGCGCUCACGGAUUGGUCCGCGACAAGACAACUUUCGGGCCCCGCGCUCUCCCUGACGGAAGCCAUUCUUUGCCGACGACCCGUUAUCUCGUGGAUCUCAAGGAUUCGGAAGAAGAGACCAUAGUGACAGACGAACACAUCUGCCGAGACCGAGGUAUCUUUACCAAGGCAAUGCUCAGAUCCUUCAUCAAAAAGACAGUCACUCGCGAUGCAUGGAACGGCGCGCCGUGGUUGGUAAAGCACGAUUAUGCGAGCCAGUAUCAUAUUGAUACGCGCGUUCCUCCUCACCUUAGAUAUGAUACCAAGGUCAUGGAGCGCAAACAGCUCCAGGCCCAGAAGAGAGCCCACGUGCAUCAUGAAACGAACGGUCAUGACUUGACUAACGCGCUUCAUUCUGGGCCAGUACGUCUGCCGGAACUCAAGCCUGCUCCCAAGAGCAAGGCAAAGCCGGGACAGCAGGGAGCAGGAUCCAAGGGUAUCAAAUGGCCUCUCAACAUGCCUGUUCAUGGCGGAAACCCAUUCAGUUCACCAUCGGAUUAUGGCAUUCAGACACCUGUGCAGCGUGAACCUACGCCGCCACCACCCCCUCCCCCUCCUCCGAAGUACCCCAUUGAAGAUUUGCAGCUGGAGCCCCGUGAAGAUCGCAAGCGCCCGCCGCUGAAGUUUCUUUGCAGAAACCCUCCUGCCAAAGUUGAAAACGACAACAUGCCACAGAGCGAGUUCUGCGACAAGAUCAACAUGGAAUCGAUCGGCCCGUUACUCGAGACGUGGGAUACCCUCAAUGUGUACUGCGAGGUUUUCAAACUGGACUCUUUCACUUUCGAUGAUUAUGUUGAGGCCCUCUGUGUUGCUUCAGAGCAGGUACCAAUCCAACUGCUUGACGAGAUUCACUGCUCCGUAUUAAAAAUCCUGGUCGACUCUGAAACCGACGGUGGCAAGGUGCGAAUCAACCUACCCGAGGUUGAUGAAGAGGACAGUGACGAAGAAGACAGCGACGAUGGCAGCGAGUCGCCGGCCCCUGAACCAGAAGUCAAGCCCGGAAGACGAGCCACCCGUAGCAGUCUUGCCAAAGCGGAGGCUGAGAGAAUCGCUGCUGAGGCAGCUGCAGCCGAGAAGGAAACAGAGGAAGAGACGAAGCAUCGCGCCGAGCAGCUUCUAAAGGAUUAUGACUGGAUUGAGCAUCUUCGAAAGCGAGAUUUUCCCAAUGGAGGCUGGGAGCGAAUCCUGGUUGGCCUUCUUCAUCAGUUGUCAAAGAACGAACGGCAACACGACGUUUGCGAUGAGCUCUUACACCUGUUGGCCCCUGCUGGAGUCGAUGCUACCCAGGAAACAGUCAAGCAGCGAUAUUCUCAGCUCGACAUUAACCAGCGUGUCAAAGUGUUACAGAUUCUUUGCAUGUUGAUCACCGAGACUAAGGCCAUGCGAGGUUAUAUGGAGGAUUGCAGCGAAACCAUGACCACUUACCGCAAGGAGAGGAUCGAAUGGCAGCGGCAACGUAAGCAAGCCACUGAAGACCUGCGUCAACUCAAUGAACAGAGGAGGAUUCUGUUACCGGAUAACAUGCCUCCUUCGCCGCCUAAGGAAGAUGAAGAAGACGUGAAAAUGACUGAACCUGACGAUUCGAUCAUGUCCCGGGAAGCAGAUGGCGAAGAAACUGAGGAUGAUCCAUCGGCACGUAAGCGUCGCCGACCUCUAACAGCUAAGCAGCGCAAGCAAGAGGAAGAGCAGGCUCGCAAGAAGGAGAAGGAGAAGGCUGCUAAGGCCGCCAAGACUCCCAAAGCUCCAGCUCAAUCAAAGCAGUUCACCAAGCUAUUGAAAGAUAUUCAGAAGAAGGAAGAUGUCAUCAAGAAGUGCGAAGAUGAGAUUGCUGUCAUCGAGAACGACCUGCGCGAAGCCGACUGCCCCCGAACUCGAGUGCUUGGAAAGGAUCGCUUCUGGAAUCGGUACUAUUGGUUUGAGCGGAAUGGCAUGCCGUAUGGUGGCCUUCCCGAUAGCUCGACUGCGUCGGCGGAUUAUGCCAACGGUCUCAUUUGGGUUCAAGGUCCUGACGAGCUUGAGCGAGAGGGAUACAUCGAUCUUCCUGCCGAGCUCCAGGACGAGUACAAGGCAAAAUUCAACAUGACAGUUCCUGAGCGAAAGGCUAUGGAGGAGGCCAACACCAGCGUAUUCAAUGCACAUCAAUGGGGCUACAUAUCGGAGCCUGAACACGUUGACGAGCUUAUCAAAUGGCUGGAUCCUCGUGGGUUUAACGAACUCAAGCUCCGAAAAGAGCUCUUGGCAUUCAGAGACAAAAUUGCCAAACAUAUGGAGAGUCGCAAGACCUACCUCUCUAUCUCUAAUGAGGAAGAGGCAGAUAAGAAGGAGGAAAACCAGAAGCGAAUGAGCACACGUAUUCGGGAUAAGACACCUGAGACACCCAACUAUCGCAGUCUCGAGUGGGAGAACACGACUGCUCUGGAGGAAUUAGGUCACCUGCACAGCGAUCCCCCGCCACCACCAAGAUCUCGAAAGCAAACUAGAAAGCGGGAGGCUACUAAUGAUGCGCCCGCCCCAGCAGCAAAGUCCAGAAAACGAUGA
This is a messenger RNA of Fusarium sp. VM40, 3030 nucleotides long. The record is from the annotation of a GenBank genome assembly. NCBI's taxonomy places the organism in Eukaryota, Fungi, Ascomycota, Sordariomycetes, Hypocreales, Nectriaceae.